Messenger RNA from Nematostella vectensis (starlet sea anemone), 1562 nucleotides. RefSeq names its product lactadherin. Bases 478 to 1344 code for a protein of 288 amino acids. Lineage: Eukaryota; Metazoa; Cnidaria; Anthozoa; Actiniaria; Edwardsiidae. The record is from RefSeq and is a predicted model, not a curated record. The transcript is spliced from 5 exons.
GCCCGAUCACCGAACGGAGAGGGUUUUCCGUGACAAUAACACCGAGUACCGCUUGCAAGUAGGCUACCGUAGGCUAGAUUUGUUUGGUACAGUUUGAACAGGAAACGUUGCCAGCCCCAUACGCCAAAUGGACAGUUCCUGAGGAAAGAAGCCUUUUCUAACUUGUUAUUUUAAAAAGCUCUUUAAGCGGCCUACGUCACUCCGUAAAUGGCAAGUAAAGUUUGAUUGACAGUUUGACAGGUGUCAUAGCGUGUGGCUCCGCCUAGCAGCUUGGGAGCUGCUAUGGACAAGGCGCCUGAAAAGUUACGCGUGACUCGAUCCAAACGCAUCCUCAUUUACCAUCACCACUGGACGUCAGCUCCAUGUGGGAAUAACACAUUCUUCUUAGAUGCCAGCAUUGUGUUUUUAACAGUUUAAAGGAUGAACAUCAUUACUUGUCGCCCAUGGUUACCGUGACGUCAGGAUCCAUUAGAAGUGAUGACGUGUUGUCAUGUGAUUGGUCUUCUUGCUUCAGGCUUACUUAUUAUUAACAUCGACGCCCUGUGCCGUAAUGUCCAUUCAAUCACAGACCGUACACUGAGUGGUCACGUGAUAAAAACGCUACCCGAUAAAAGCCUGGAAAAUUGCAUAACCGCUUGCGAGCGAGAAUCACAUUGCUACAGCGUCAACUACUUGUCAAUCACAAAGACAUGUCAGCUGAAUAAUAAGACACUUAAAUGGUACCCCGGGGAUGUCGUGAUUUCACCCGGCGCGGUGCAUCUCGGGAGUCUGGCGCGGGAUUACGAUCCAUGUGUGGACAGAGAGCCGGCGUGUGACGGCACGUGCCUAGCCUGGGCCGGUACCUUGGAAACCACGUGUCUGUGUAACCAUGGCAACACAAGUCUUUGUCAAUCAUCAGCUUGCAUCCCAAGCGCUCUGGGCAUGCAAUCUGGCGACGUGCUUACAUCUCAAAUAAUAGUCUCGUCAAACAGCGCCCAAAAGGACUGGGGACGACUUAACUUUGAGAACGCGAAAGCUUGGACUCCACAAACAGAUAAUUUGCGUCAAUGGUUUCAAGUGACAUUCGCACCGCAUCAGAAGGUUUUCACAAAGAUUGCCACAAGGGGAGGCGCACCCUUCUUUUGGUGGGUUAAAAGAUACGAGAUCAACUUCAAAGUGGAGGAAAAUAGGGCCUGGGUCAGCUACAAUCUGGAUGGGAAGCCUGUGGUGUUUCAGGGAAACAGAGACAUGUCCAGUGUCGCUUAUAAUAAGUUUUUAAGGCCGUUCAAAGCUACGACAAUCCGACUCCUUCCUCGGCUGUGGUCUGGACGGAUAGCACUAAGAGUCGAGCUGUACGGAUGUUAGCCUCAUCUUCAGACGCGCAAGGGAGCGCGGCGUACUCACACCCGCACGUAGAAAAACAGUUUGUAACAAACAGUAUAUGAGUCAACGGUCAGCCUUUGACUGACUACAGCGUCUUGUUGCGUACUUUUUGUAUCAUCAUCAUCUGUGCAUCUAAUAACAGACGCACGCAAAAAAAAAAAAAAAGAUCUAUUUGUUAAAUAUACCUGACGUCCUGUGAU